CUCUGUUUCUCUCUCUUCAGCGGAGCUCUCAACGAUCCUCGCUAGAUCUCCUCUCUCUCUCUCUCUCUCUCUUUCUCUCUCCUCUCUUUUGUUAUCAAAUUCUUGGGGAGAUUUUGGCGAGAGAGGGUGAGAGAGAGUUUGAGCGUCGAUCUGAGGAACUAGGGUUAUGGCGUCUACUCAGGGAGCAACAGGAUGGUUGAGAGGGAAAGUGAAGGCAGUUCCUUCGGGAGAUUGCUUGGUGAUAAUGGGAAGCACCAAAGCAGAGAUCCCGCCCGAGAAGACGAUCACCCUGGCGUCAAUCAUUGCUCCUAGGCUGGCACGCCGUGGUGGAAUUGAUGAACCCUUUGCAUGGGGUAGCAGAGAGUAUUUAAGGAAUCUCUGCAUAGGAAAGGAUGUGACGUUCAAAGUAGAUUAUACUCUUCCAUCCAUUGGGCGAGAGUUUGGUUCUGUCUUUCUUGGAGACCAGAAUGUUACAAAACUGAUCGUGGAAGAAGGAUGGGCAAAGGUCCGAGAGCAGGGUCCGCAAAAAGGGGAACCAAGCUCUUUCUUGGUGGAAUUGCAGGCCUUGGAGGAGCAAGCUAAGCAGAAAGGUCGAGGCCGUUGGAACAAGGAAACUGAUGAAUCUAUAAGAGACCUUCCCCCUUCAGCCAUCGGUGACCCUAAUAAUUUUGAUGCACAAGCCUUCUUAGAUGCAAACAGGGGGAAACCAAUGAAAGCCAUUGUUGAACAAGUUCGUGAUGGAAGUACACUUCGAGUCUAUCUGCAUCCGGGUUUUCAAUUUGUUCAAGUUUUUGUUGCAGGAAUCCAGGCUCCAUCGAUGGGCAGGAGAGCUGUGAUUGAAACAAUUCCAGAACCUGAUGUAGCUACUGAUGAUGCAAACGGUGAAUCUUCCGCUGAUGCUCGGGCACCGUUGACAUCAGCACAAAGGCUUGCUGCCUCUUCAGCGGUAUCUACUGAAGUUUCACCUGAUCCAUUUGGGAGAGAAGCUAAACACUUCACAGAGAUUCGGGUUUUAAACAGAGAUGUCCGUAUUGUAUUGGAGGGUGUGGACAAAUUCAACAAUCUGAUUGGUUCAAUAAUUUAUGCUGAUGGUGAUACUCCGAAGGACCUGGCAUCGGAGCUUGUAGAAAAUGGUCUAGCAAAAUAUGUAGAAUGGAGUGCCAACAUGAUGGAAGAAGAUGUGAAGCGUAAGCUUAAGACUACUGAACUUCAAGCCAAAAAAGAACGGUUGAGAAUGUGGACAAACUAUGUUCCACCUGCUUCAAAUUCAACGGCAAUCCAUGAUCAGAAAUUCACGGGAAAGGUUGUAGAAGUUGUCAGUGGAGAUUGUAUAAUUGUUGCUGAUGAUGCUGCACCCUAUGGAAGCCCACUUGCAGAACGUCGAGUCAAUCUUUCAAGCAUCAGGUGCCCUAAGAUGGGAAAUCCUCGUCGAGAUGAGAAGCCAGAACCAUAUGCCCGUGAGGCUAAGGAAUUAUUGCGGACACGUCUUAUUGGCCAGCAGGUGAAUGUAUCUAUGGAAUAUUCUAGAAAAGUUGUCAUGGGUGAUGGACCCAAUUCUGUAGCUGUCUCUAGCCCAGCUGAUUCUAAAGUAAUGAAUUUUGGAUCCAUCUUCCUUGUGUCUCCAUCAAAGGAGGGUGAUGUUGCCAAUCCUGCAGCCCCUUCUGGUAGCCAAACCACAGGACUCAAUGUUGCAGAACUGAUUGUUUCACGUGGGUUUGGUGAGGUUAUAAGACACAGAGAUUUUGAGGAAAGAUCAAGCUAUUAUGAUGCUUUACUAGCUGCGGAAUCACGUGCCGAGAAAAGUAAAAAAGGGAAACAUUCAAAGAAGGAUCCUCCAGUCAUGCAUGUAACGGAUCUGACUGUGGCUUCAGCAAAAAAAGCCAAAGACUUCUUACCGUUUAUUCAACGAAGUAGAAGACUUCCAGCUGUUGUUGAAUACGUCCUUAGUGGUCAUCGAUUUAAAUUGUUUAUUCCCAAGGAAACAUGCAGCAUUGCCUUCUCAUUCUCUGGUGUUAGAUGCCCAGGUCGAAAUGAGCCCUACUCAGAUGAAGCUAUCGCAUUGAUGAGAAGGAAGAUAAUGCAGCGGGAUGUAGAGGUUGAAGUCGAAACAGUUGAUAGGACUGGGACUUUCCUGGGUUCUCUAUGGGAGUCUAAGAAAAACAUGGCUGUGCCUCUUCUUGAAGCUGGAUUGGCAAAGCUCCAAACGUCCUUCGGUUCAGAUAGGAUCCCAGAUGUCCACCUUCUGGCACGAGCUGAGCAAUCUGCAAAGGAGCAGAAGCUGAAAAUAUGGGAGAACUAUGUUGAAGGACAGGAAGUUACUAAUGGAGCUCCAACUGAUUCAAAACAGAAGGAAGUGUUCAAGGUUGUAGUGACUGAAGUAUUAGGUGGUGGAAAAUUUUAUGUUCAGACAGUUGGUGAUCAGAGGGUUGCUGCGAUUCAACAGCAGCUUGCUUUGUUAAGUAUUCAGGAAGCUCCUGUGAUUGGAGCUUUUAACCCUGUGAAGGGUGAUAUUGUCCUUGCUCAGUUCAGUGCAGAUAAUUCCUGGAAUAGAGCCAUGAUUGUCAAUGGACCAAGAGGUGCAGUGGAGUCACCAGAGGAUCAAUUUGAAGUCUUCUACAUUGAUUAUGGAAAUCAAGAAACAGUUACAUAUAGUCGAUUACGACCUCUGGAUCCCUCAGUCUCCUCAGCGCCUGGUUUGGCUCAGCUAUGCAGCCUUGCAUUUAUUAAAGUCCCAAGUUUAGAGGAUGAUUUUGGUCAGGAAGCUGCAGAGUAUCUGAGUGAUUGUACCCUAAAUAGUUCAAAGGAAUUCAGGGCAAUGAUUGAGGAAAGAGAUACCUCAGGAGGAAAAGUUAAAGGGCAGGGAACUGGAACAGUUCUUUUAGUUACCCUCGUUGACGCUGAAGCUGAAUCCAGCAUCAAUGCUGCAAUGCUGCAGGAAGGGCUUGGUAGAUUAGAAAGAAGAAAGAGGUGGGAUACCAGGGAGAGGAAAUUGGCUAUUGACAACCUCGAGGAGUUCCAAGACAAAGCGAAGAAGGGCAGAAUGGGAAUUUGGCAGUAUGGAGACGUCCAAUCUGACGACGAGGAGUCUGCUCCACCUGCUAGAAAACCUGCAGGACGCGGUAAAUAGGGGUAAAAACCCGUUAGGGUUAUCGUUUCGAAGUUGAGAAGCUUUGUUUGUUGAAGGACUUCAUUUAAUGGGGAGAGUUUUUAUCGUAGUCGCGGUUAUGAGACAUUGUGUUUACCGUCAACUACAAAACGAUAUUUAUAUCGAGUUGUGUUGUAUCAGUUGCAAGUUAAAAAUUUUGGGAUAUGGUUAAUAAAUUUAGUGGUAUGUGACGGCAAAUAAUUUAAGUAAUUUGUACUUGCGUCUUUAAUGGCGCACCCGUGACCUUUACAUAGUACGGACUCGAUAAAAGUUUCUC
Molecule: messenger RNA, 3422 nt
Organism: Asparagus officinalis (garden asparagus)
Lineage: Eukaryota; Viridiplantae; Streptophyta; Magnoliopsida; Asparagales; Asparagaceae
Product: ribonuclease TUDOR 2-like
Exons: 17
Coding region: 167-3127 (986 amino acids)
Biological process (GO): regulatory ncRNA-mediated gene silencing; mRNA catabolic process
Cellular component (GO): nucleus; RISC complex; cytosol
Molecular function (GO): RNA binding; nuclease activity
Source: RefSeq, a predicted model, not a curated record